Alternaria conjuncta is the source of this 1065-nucleotide messenger RNA. It is a transcript of the gene RFC4, whose product is annotated as replication factor C subunit 4. Gene Ontology annotation, molecular function: ATP hydrolysis activity; DNA clamp loader activity; ATP binding. The transcript is spliced from 3 exons. Gene Ontology annotation, biological process: DNA repair; DNA-templated DNA replication. Bases 1 to 1065 code for a protein of 354 amino acids. The record is from RefSeq and is a predicted model, not a curated record. Lineage: Eukaryota; Fungi; Ascomycota; Dothideomycetes; Pleosporales; Pleosporaceae. Gene Ontology annotation, cellular component: Ctf18 RFC-like complex; nucleus; Rad17 RFC-like complex.
AUGUCAAAAGCCGAGUCCUCCAAAGCCGCCGCCAGCAAUGGCGUCAAACCCAACCCCAAUGCGGCCGGUGGUGCAAACUACGAGCUGCCAUGGGUAGAGAAAUACCGUCCGGUCUACCUCGAUGAUGUCGUCGGCAAUACCGAAACCAUUGAGCGCCUCAAGAUCAUCGCCAAAGAUGGCAACAUGCCCCAUAUGAUCAUCUCUGGUAUGCCUGGUAUCGGCAAAACCACGUCCAUCCUCUGUCUCGCACGCCAACUCCUCGGUGAUGCCUACAAAGAGGCUGUCCUCGAACUCAACGCCUCGGACGAACGUGGUAUAGACGUUGUACGCAACAGGAUAAAGGGCUUUGCGCAGAAGAAAGUCACACUUCCUCCGGGCAGGCAAAAGCUAGUCAUCCUCGACGAAGCGGACAGCAUGACCAGUGGUGCACAACAGGCUCUGAGGAGGACAAUGGAGAUAUACAGUGCAACAACUCGAUUUGCAUUCGCUUGCAACCAGUCGAACAAGAUCAUCGAGCCGCUACAAUCGAGGUGCGCCAUCCUCCGAUACGCCCGCCUUACCGAUGCGCAAGUCGUGCGCCGCGUCAUGCAGAUCUGCGAAGCUGAGGACGUGAAAUACUCAGACGAUGGAAUUGCGGCACUGGUAUUCUCAGCGGAGGGAGAUAUGCGACAAGCCAUCAACAACCUGCAGUCGACUUUUGCUGGGUUCGGCUUCGUUAAUGGCGACAAUGUCUUUAGGGUGGUCGACAGCCCGCACCCCAUCAAGGUGCAAGCCAUGAUCAAGGCGUGCCAUGAGCAGCGUAUCGACGAUGCUCUGACAUCACUGAAAGAGCUGUGGGAUCUGGGAUACUCGUGUCACGACAUCAUCAGCACAAUGUUCAAAGUUACAAAGACGAUUGACACGCUGAGUGAGCACGCAAAACUGGAAUUCAUUAAGGAAAUUGGCUUUACCCAUAUGCGCAUUCUUGAAGGCGUACAAACCCUUCUGCAAUUGUCUGGCUGUAUUGCGCGCUUGUGCAAGAUCAAUAUGCAGCCUCAGCUGUUCGCACUCCCUACGUCGAAAUGA